CCCUGCUCAUCGUCUUCAGCUUUCUCUCCGUCGCUUGCAAAGAUGUCAGAAGAAGCACCUUUCUAUCCCAGAGAAAAGCUUGUUGAGAAGCAAAAGUUUUACGAAAGCGUCCACAAGCACAAAUACUUGAAAGGUCGUUUUGACAAGAUCACCUCAGUGGCCAUUCCAGUUGCUUUGGCAGCUUCUGCUUUGUAUAUGAUUGGGAGAGGGAUCUACAACAUGUCUCAUGGCAUAGGCAAGAAGGCAUAAAUAGUGGCUUCUGCUCGACCAUUGUUCCUAUGGUGGCUGAAUUUGAAACGACCUGUUUGUUCAUUUGUUGAUUUUAAUUAUCAGUAGCUAAUACUAGUCACUUUGAUGCUGAUAUUAAAACAUGCCAAUUUAUGGCAUAUGCUAUCAGUACUCCGCAUCAUAAUAACACAUUAUGUCAUCUGUGUAUUUGUAUUAAACGGUGUUUGUGUGGAAAUAAGCAUGUCAUUUUCUGGCUCUCCUUAAAAAAA
Solanum pennellii is the source of this 497-nucleotide messenger RNA. RefSeq lists its product as uncharacterized. Lineage: Eukaryota; Viridiplantae; Streptophyta; Magnoliopsida; Solanales; Solanaceae. The record is from RefSeq and is a predicted model, not a curated record. Bases 43 to 249 code for a protein of 68 amino acids. The transcript has a single exon.